Messenger RNA from Dovyalis caffra, 549 nucleotides. Lineage: Eukaryota; Viridiplantae; Streptophyta; Magnoliopsida; Malpighiales; Salicaceae. The record is from the annotation of a GenBank genome assembly.
AUGGAUCCAUUCUAUCCAUUUCCACUCGCAGGAGAAACAGAUGAUGUUCAUCUACGUUCUCGAUCACGAGAAACUAGCAACAAGCACAACAAGAAAGAUAAGAGGAUGUUGUCUCGAAACAACAGCGUAGAAAGAGUUGAAGGAGACGCAUCAUCAAUCUCUUUUACACUUACUAACCCAAAAGUGCUAGACUGCACCAUGUGCUUCCAACCCUUACGCCUCCCUGUCUUUCCGGUAUAUGUCAUCUUUUAUGGAGAUGAUCAGACUUUGUUGAGUAUGUUGAUUCCACAGAUUUUUAGCAGAGCAGGAAUUAAAAAACGUAGCUUGAACGCAGAAGCCAAUACUCUUAUCCACCAAGACUUACAGUAUAAAUGGAUGGUACAUGACUCUGAUGAACAUCUUCCAGUCUCAAGAACUACAGAAGAUGAAGAUGAAGGAUUUCAAGAUGAGGAAGAGGAAGAAGAAGAUAAAGAGGAGGAGGGUGGUGGAAUGGAAAAAGGAGAAAGUGAUGGUGGGGAAGAGAGAGAAGGGAUGGAUCCAUCUGCUUGA